AUGACAGACAAUAGCAUUCCCCAUAAAAAAAAACACCCCAAAAGGAACGUACUUCGCUUUAUCAUUUACUUUCAGAUACAGAGCACGGCAACUAAUUUGUCAUCAGGAAGAAAUCCUGUUUAACAAUUUUAUAUACGAAAUUAAAGCGUCUCUCUACUCGACGCGUUUAUUCUCCCACAAGCUUGUGUAGUAUUUUAGGUUUUUGUCUCUUCAGAAUUUAUCGAUGGACCUUGUGACAUUUUCUCAGCAAACCUCGGACAUCCUGUGCUGCUUUUUCGGAGAGUCGUACUUGGAGACGGAUAGUUGCUCAGAAGUAGACCCGGUCAAAAUAGCCGCUCAGCUCCGACAGUUAGGAGAUCACUACGAUGAGACGGUUAUUCAGCCGCUCAUGCGUGAUGUCCAGAAAGCAGCCGCUGACCAGGCAGCUGUUGCAUUCACUAAGAGUGUGGACUACCUGUGUAAGAUGUGGGUGGCUGAGAGUCCUGAAAUUGUUCCUGAGAAGCAUCUCCUGAAGGCCACAAUGGCACUGUCACUUUACAUGAAGAGGAACUGCCCAGACUUGACAACACACAUACAUGAUGCCGUUUUCAACAUUGUUAACAAUCGGCUAGGCACAUGGAUCAGGGAGCAGGGAGGCUGGGAGCGGGUCUCUAGCCUACGAGAAUGAGAAGAAUAUGAAAAGUCACUCUUUUCUCAGGAAUUUUGCCUGUGAAACACAAGAUAAAACAAUGAAGAGACCAAGAUUUCCAAAGAGCUACCACAAUAAGAAUGAACUACGAAAACACCUUUAAGUCAUAGGUGUGUGAUAUUAGGUUUGAAUGGGUAUGCAAUAAUGCCAUUUUUUAAAAUUCAGCUAUCAAACUACAUGCAUUAAAUCAAUGUCUGUUGGACUUCUUGGUAUAAACUUGAAUCAUGGUCUAGAUGACUAUAUUGUUUUUUUCUAGUGGCCUUUUUGAACAAAACAAUUGUUUACUAGAUUUUAAGAAAUACUAAUGUAUUACUGAUACUGUAAUGUACUGAUUGGUGCAUGACCAUAACCAUUGUAAUCUUAGGAUUUUCUUAAUUGUUAAAUUUAUGCUAGAAUAAAGGAAAGAGAGGUGAAAUAAGUAAAAGAAAA
Ictalurus punctatus (channel catfish) is the source of this 1117-nucleotide messenger RNA. RefSeq lists its product as uncharacterized. The coding region runs from base 224 to 667 and encodes 147 amino acids. Gene Ontology annotation, cellular component: cytoplasm. The transcript is spliced from 4 exons. NCBI's taxonomy places the organism in Eukaryota, Metazoa, Chordata, Actinopteri, Siluriformes, Ictaluridae. Gene Ontology annotation, biological process: positive regulation of apoptotic process. The record is from RefSeq and is a predicted model, not a curated record.